Messenger RNA from Cyprinodon tularosa, 989 nucleotides. It is a transcript of the gene chac2, whose product is annotated as ChaC, cation transport regulator homolog 2 (E. coli). Gene Ontology annotation, biological process: glutathione catabolic process. NCBI's taxonomy places the organism in Eukaryota, Metazoa, Chordata, Actinopteri, Cyprinodontiformes, Cyprinodontidae. Gene Ontology annotation, cellular component: cytoplasm. The transcript has 3 exons. Bases 169 to 717 code for a protein of 182 amino acids. The record is from RefSeq and is a predicted model, not a curated record. Gene Ontology annotation, molecular function: gamma-glutamylcyclotransferase activity; glutathione specific gamma-glutamylcyclotransferase activity.
UCUGGUUAGUUUGACUGUUGGUUCCUGGGUUACACUGUAGUUAAGCGGAAGGUAAACAUGCCGGCUUUUAUAAAGGUUGGACCGUCGUUGUAAGCCGUAGAUGUUUAAAUUAAACCGGUACCAGUCCGUCCAGUUGACAUUGACGCACAGUUACCUGAUUGUGUCACCAUGUGGGUCUUCGGUUAUGGGUCCCUGAUCUGGAAAGUGGACUUCCCAUAUGAGGAGAAGAGAGUCGGUUACAUAAAGGGCUUCAGCCGCCGGUUCUGGCAGGGCAGCACCGACCACCGCGGAGUCCCGGGAAAGCCUGGUCGUGUUGUUACUUUGGUUAAAGAUCCUGAGGGGUGCGUUUGGGGCGUCGCCUACAAGCUUCCGACAGGCCAAGAGCAGGAGGUAAAAAGCUACCUCGACUACCGCGAAAAAGGCGGCUACCAGGUCAUCACGGUGACCUUCUACCCCCGUCCUCAGUCCAACCACUCGCCGAGCCCGACGUUGCUGUACAUCGGCAACGAGGACAACCCAAACUACCUCGGCCCUGCUCCCUUGGAGGAAAUAGCCAGUCAGAUCCUGAAAUCCACUGGUCCGAGUGGUAAAAACACAGAGUACCUGUUCCAGCUGGCUGAAGCAGUGAGGUCUACCAUGCCUGAGGAUCCAGACAGGCAUCUGUUUUCUCUUGAAGCAAUAGUGAGAGAACGGCUACAAAAGAACAACAAACAAUGAAAAUAGUUUGUCAAGAUUAGAUAAAGCAUUUUAUUUAUUAAGAAAACCAGAUUCGUCAAUGUUAAAAAUACUCAUAGAAAUUGAAAUGAUUCUGGUCUUUAAAAGAAAUGUUAAACUCAUGAUUGCACCUUAGGUAGAAGAACCGAUGCUUAAUUUUAAUCUAUUUCUAAAAACACAUUGCUCAGGUAAACAAUGUGUUCAAAUGGAUGUUUAAAAUGCUUUACCCACACAUGACCUUCAAUAUGUUUUUUAAUAAAAGCAAAGAAAACAAA